Molecule: messenger RNA, 1860 nt
Organism: Venustampulla echinocandica
Lineage: Eukaryota; Fungi; Ascomycota; Leotiomycetes; Helotiales; Pleuroascaceae
Exons: 5
Coding region: 1-1860 (619 amino acids)
Biological process (GO): transmembrane transport
Molecular function (GO): transmembrane transporter activity
Source: RefSeq, a predicted model, not a curated record
AUGGGAUCUGUACAUCGAUCGUCUCCUGCACAUCAUGCUGCAACCCUCUCAUCGUUGACCGAUGAACCCCUCGUAGAGCCAACAUCGGGACCUCGUGUGGCCUUCGCCCAACACCUAGACGAACCGCGCCCCCAAAAUAUUGGAACAGGGGGAUGGGUCAUGGCACGAAAGUCCCGCAUCCCAUCGAUGGCCUGGAACAGACAAAGUAUUCUGGUCUUCGCUGACUUCAACGACUUCGAGAGCCCUCGAGGUAGUCGGUCACAACGAGCGGCUGAACGAGAUGACGAGGUCGAAGAAUACAAUCGCAACGCAUCAUCUCAACCGGAGGGUGUCUCAUCGUCUGCAAGCAGUGUGUUUAGUUUGGAUAAGACGCUGCCAGAACCGCCUUAUCAUGUCUUCACACUCAAGACGAAGAAGAAGCUGGUUUAUAUUGUGUCCCUCGCAGGAUUGUUUUCGCCACUAUCAAGUAACAUAUACUUUCCUGCACUUGGACAAAUUUCUACAGACCUCAAAGUCAGUGUUUCGCUUGUUAGCCUGACUAUCACCGUAUACAUGAUCGUUCAAGGACUCGCACCAUCCUUCUGGGGACCGUUAUCCGACACUCAAGGAAGACGUAUUACAUUUAUUGGUACAUUUAUGGUAUAUCUGCUUGCGAACGUUGGCCUGGCCUUCAGCAAUAGCUUCGCGUCGUUGAUGGUCUUUAGGGGUAUUCAAGCCGCUGGUAGUGCCGCGACAAUCUCAGUUGGUGCUGGAGUGAUUGGAGAUAUUACAACUGCCCGUGAGCGUGGAGGACUCAUCGGAGUCUUUGGCGGCAUUCGCAUGAUGGGACAGUCAGUCGGACCCGUCUUUGGCGGUAUUAUCACACAGUUCCUCGGCUUCCGAGCCAUCUUUUGGUUCCUCUUCGGCCUCGGUGCCCUUGCAUUGGGCCUGAUACUGAUGCUCCUCCCUGAGACCCUGCGAAGCAUCGCAGGCAACGGUACUGUCCGCCUGACCGGCAUCCAGAGACCAUUUAUCUACAAAUUCAAGCCUCAGCCAGACGCAAUAAUGGAACCAGACAACGUGCAAAAGAAGAAGGUCACACUCGCGAGCAUCGUGGCCCCUCUUCGAUUCCUCUUCGAGAAAGACGUUUUUGUCAGUCUCUUCUUUGGCAGCAUCGUCUACACCGUCUGGAGCAUGGUAACCUCCAGCACCACUGGCCUCUUCCAAGCUCGCUUCCACCUCAAUGACCUACAAGUCGGACUCGCCUUCCUCCCCAACGGCGCCGGUUGCGUUGCCGGCUCUUAUCUGACGGGCUACCUUAUGGACUACGAUUACCGCAUCGUCGAAGGGCAAUACCGCAAAGCCAAAGGAAUCCCCGACGACGUAAAGCUCAACAAGAAAACCCUCGUGGAUUUUCCGAUCGAGAAAUCCCGUCUACGAAAUAUUUGGUGGAUCGUCCUAGUUUUCAUCCUCACGACCGCUUUCUACGGUUUCUCACUCAGCGUGAACCAAAUCGCCGUACCCCUUGUCUUACAAUUCUUCAUCGCGUACUCUGCUACGGCUGUUUUCUCACUCAAUAGCGCUCUCGUCAUUGAUUUGUAUCCCGGCGCCUCGGCCUCGGCAACUGCAGUCAAUAACCUCAUGCGCUGCUCCAUUGGCGCCAUCGGCGUUGCGUCCGUGGAGCUAAUUAUCGAAUCCAUCGGUGCCGGGCCUACAUUCUUAAUGUUUUCAUUCGUCACUGCUGGGUUAUCCCCAAUGCUCGCGAUCGAGUGGUUCUAUGGUGAGGGAUGGAGGCUGGCUAGGACAGAAAGGUUGGCGCUAGUAGAGAUGAAGAAAGCGGCGGCGAAUAUCGAGGAUGUUAAAGUAGCGACUAAGAUCUAG